Messenger RNA from Ahaetulla prasina, 549 nucleotides. Its product is annotated as C-type lectin BpLec-like. Bases 1 to 489 code for a protein of 162 amino acids. Gene Ontology annotation, molecular function: signaling receptor activity. The record is from RefSeq and is a predicted model, not a curated record. The transcript is spliced from 5 exons. Lineage: Eukaryota; Metazoa; Chordata; Lepidosauria; Squamata; Colubridae.
AUGGGACUCGCCAUGUUCAUUGCCCUCUGUUGCCUUGGAAUCUUGAUCAUCAAUCCUUUUUUGGGAGUCAGGGCUGCAUCAUGCACAAGAGGCUGGCUGCAGAAACAGGGGAACUGCUAUGGCUAUUUUGAUGAGAAACUAAGUUGGGAUGCUGCUGAGUUGGAGUGCCAGAGUUUUGGUCCUGGAUGUCAUCUUGCCUCUAUCCUCAGCAUCCAAGAGUCUGCACUUGUGUCUGCAUACAUCAGAGAUAAGCAGCGAGUACGUAGCAAUGUCUGGAUGGGACUACAUGAUACCUCUGGGCAACAAAGAAGGCGAUGGAGAUGGGCUGAUGAAUCCACCUUUAAUUACAAAGCCUGGUCAGCACAUCAGCCAGACAACCGUAAUAAUAAUGAACACUGUGUGGAAGUGACACAUUCAUCACGUUUUAAAUUGUGGAACGAUGGGGUAUGUGCCAAUCAAAAUGCUUACGUCUGUAAGUACCAGCUGUAGACUCACCUGGAUGAAAGCAGCUGGGAUGCAUCCGGAACCAGCUACAAAAAAACUGCAAAU